UGCAGUGGGAAGUGUCCGUUUCAAUCCACCAAGAGCACCGAGUGGCCACCGACCGAUGACCGAAGCCCACCACUGACUGAGCAACAACCGCCAACUGCAACUGCAACUGGAAAGAUUAACAACCUCUGACCAGACACAAACAACGUCACCGAAUACAACGACGGCGACGGCGACGGCGACGAUUCCCUAGAAACAACACAACCUUUAUACCCCUAGUCGACUCGGCUUCAUAGCCGCCACAUAAUCAACAGCCAUGGUUUUACAAGAUCUAGGUCGCCGCAUCAAUGCGGCCGUCAGCGACCUAACACGCGCCCCCAAUCUCGACGAGAAGGCCUUCGAUGGCAUGCUCAAGGAGAUCUGCUCUGCCCUCCUCGAAGCCGAUGUCAACGUCCGUCUCGUCGGUCAACUGCGCAAAUCGAUCAAGUCCACAGUCAACUUCAAAGAACUACCACCGGCCGUCAACAAGAAGCGAUUGAUCCAGAAAGCCGUCUUCGAUGAACUCGUCCGUCUCGUCGACCCCCAUGCCGAGCCCUUCAAGCCAAAGAAGGGCAAGUCCAACGUCAUCAUGUUUGUCGGUCUCCAGGGUGCCGGUAAGACGACAACAUGUACAAAGCUUGCCAGGCACUACCAGUCGCGCGGUUUCCGCGUCGGUCUCGUCUGCGCCGAUACCUUCCGUGCCGGUGCCUUCGACCAGCUCAAGCAGAACGCGACCAAGGCCAAGAUCCCCUACUACGGCAGUUUGACCGAGACAGAUCCCGUAGUGGUGGCGCGCGAUGGUGUGGAAAAGUUCAAGAAGGAGAGGUUCGAGAUUAUCAUCGUGGAUACGUCGGGUCGCCACAGGCAAGAAGAGUCGCUCUUCCAGGAAAUGAUGGACAUUCAGACGGCAGUCAAGCCAGACGAGACCAUCAUGGUGCUCGAUGCUUCCAUCGGUCAACAAGCCGAAGCCCAAGCAAAGGCCUUCAAGGAGGCUGCCGACUUUGGUGCCAUCAUCAUCACCAAGACCGACGGCCACGCCGCUGGUGGUGGUGCCAUUUCGGCCGUCGCCGCCACACACACCCCCAUCGUCUUCAUCGGUACCGGUGAGCACAUGCUCGACCUGGAGCGCUUCGUACCCAACAACUUCAUCAGCAAGCUCCUCGGCAUGGGCGACAUGGCCGGCCUCGUUGAGCACGUCCAGUCCCUCAAGCUCGACCAGAAGGACACCAUCAAGCACAUCACCGAGGGCAUCUUCACCAUCCGCGACCUGCGCGACCAGCUGCAGAACAUCAUGAAGAUGGGCCCCCUCAGCAAGAUGGCCGGCAUGAUCCCGGGAAUGAGCAGCAUGAUGCAGAACAUGGACGACGAGGAAGGCUCGCUCAAGCUCAAGCGCAUGAUCUACAUCUGCGACAGCAUGACCGACAAGGAACUCGACAGCGACGGCAAGAUCUUCAUUGAGCAACCGACGCGUAUGACGCGUGUUGCCAAGGGAUCCGGCACCACGGUCAGAGAGGUUGAGGACCUGCUUACCCAGCAGCGCAUGAUGGCUGGUAUGGCCAAGAAGAUGGGCGGUAACAUGAAGAACAUGCAGCGCGCCCAGAGCGCCAUGGGAGGUGGUAACAAGGCGCAACAGCUGGCUGCCAUGCAGAAGCGUCUGCAGAGCAUGGGCGGCGGUAACCAAGAUAUGGGCGGCUUGAUGAAGAUGCUUGGCGGCAUGGGCGGCGGUGGUGGUAUGGGCGGUAUGGAUAUGAAUGCAAUGAUGAAACAGAUGAGCGGGUUGAUGGGAGGUGGUGGUGGACGUGGGAGGAGGUAAAAGGUAAAAAAAAAGGGGUGUGUCGGUCGACUUUUAAUGGGUUUUUUCUUGCUAAUGUGUCGUCGUUCGUCGAUUUCGUUCAAUUCUUUUUAUGGCAGCAGCAGCAGCAGCAAAAGAGCUUGCAUCAUUCUGGCGUCUGGGGUACUACUGGAACAAC
Messenger RNA from Neurospora tetraspora, 1946 nucleotides. RefSeq names its product SRP54-type protein. Lineage: Eukaryota; Fungi; Ascomycota; Sordariomycetes; Sordariales; Sordariaceae. The transcript is spliced from 2 exons. Gene Ontology annotation, biological process: SRP-dependent cotranslational protein targeting to membrane; SRP-dependent cotranslational protein targeting to membrane, translocation. Gene Ontology annotation, molecular function: endoplasmic reticulum signal sequence receptor activity; GTPase activity; GTP binding. The coding region runs from base 254 to 1789 and encodes 511 amino acids. Gene Ontology annotation, cellular component: cytosol; signal recognition particle, endoplasmic reticulum targeting. The record is from RefSeq and is a predicted model, not a curated record.